AUGGUUGCGGCGAAGAAGACGAAGAAGUCCCAUGAGGGAAUCAACAGCAGAUUAGCUCUUGUGAUGAAGAGUGGCAAGUACACUCUAGGUUACAAAUCUGUUCUCAAAUCCCUUCGCAGCUCCAAAGGUAAGUUGAUUCUCAUCUCUAGCAAUUGCCCACCUUUGAGGAGAUCAGAGAUUGAGUACUAUGCUAUGCUUGCUAAAGUUGGAGUUCAUCAUUACAAUGGAAACAAUGUCGAUUUGGGUACUGCUUGUGGUAAAUACUUCCGUGUUUCAUGCCUCAGCAUUGUUGAUCCAGGUGAUUCCGACAUCAUCAAGGCACUUCCUGCAGAUCAGUGA
This is a messenger RNA of Arabis nemorensis, 339 nucleotides long. The record is from the annotation of a GenBank genome assembly. NCBI's taxonomy places the organism in Eukaryota, Viridiplantae, Streptophyta, Magnoliopsida, Brassicales, Brassicaceae.